AUAAUUAUGCAUACAGUAUAUCCUGCAUACGGUAUACACAUGAAAUAAUUAAUAUUCAUUGUAGUGCAGACUACGUACUACCCAUCAGUAGAAUUUAAAUUCAGCUGGGAUAUUUACUCAUGUACAGUAGACAGACAAUCUAACACUUUUUUGUAUCCCUCUACAGACAUUGACUGUGUAAAAUCCUGACACUGAUAUUUAAAUGUUUUACCCUUUUGAAACAAAAUGCACACCCUGACUGUGAAAUUACCCACAACCUUUCUGUAUGGUCAUUGUUACCAACCGGCCAUUGAUCUUGGCCAGGCAGGAAAACAUCUGUUUGCUGUGGCCACUGGACUCUAGUUAAUAACCACUAAUGGAGAGCAAUACAUUUACAAUUCAUUUCUACAAAAUAAUGCCAAAAUUGAAUAAGAAAGGUAAACAACAACAACAACAGUAUUGAUAAUAAUAACAAUCGGUAACAAGAGGUAUAAAUAGCAUAUUCAAUACUGCUCUAAUAUGUAACAUUUCUUGGCCAGUGCAUUAAGCUAGCUAGCAUCUUCAAACAUUGGUGACGAUUUUCUGACGUAUCGAGUACUGAAUCAAUUAAACUGCGUCAGCCGACAGACUUCCGCCAUGCCCAAUCAAAGGAACUACAACAUGUUUGCGUCCUCCUAGGCAGGACAAAGGUCUGGGGGUUGCGAUUUAGUGGCACAACCACGUGGACAGUUGGCCUCAUCAGAGCCGGGAAUCUCCUUGUUUAUGGGUGGACAGGUCACUACGUGUCAAGGAGGCCCUGACCAUUAAGGCACACUUUACCUGAGCAGCACCAUUAAACCACUGCAUUAGAGAUAUGCCUGUCAUUAAAGUAGACAAGUUGUUAAAAUCGACUCCCAUGGAAGGCCAUGACAUUUUCAGGGGAUGGCACUAAUUGCCUUUUCUUGUGAUUCCACAAACAAAAUCGUGACGCCAUCCCAAGCCUCAUCAAAUCCGAGUAAGAGGAAAGCUCAGCUGAUACAGUCAGAAUAGGCCCAUUAGGGAAGAGGAUGGAAAAAUGACACAAACACUCACACGCUUUUGGAUGUUAUAAGGAAGCCAGCAUCACCAGAGAAAAGCACACAGAACAGGGCAGGUAUAAAUUAGACAUUCAGGAUCUCUUACAGGAAUCAAAAGAUUUCCCAAGAGAGCUUACCACAGAGCAGCGUUCGUGUUCUAGUGAGUCAGUAACUGUCAGCAUCAACUACUCAAGAGAGCACUAAUAUCAAAAAGUCAGCCUUUGUCUCAACUGCGCAAAACAAAACAAAACAAAAAAGAGAUGGGAUCGUUCCUGCUUCCAGUCACAGUGCUGAGUAUGCUGCUGCUGGCGACGACUGUCCAGGCUCAGAGCAGCGGAAGUACGGGUCUGAAGCUCUGUGGACGGGAGUUUGUGCGGGCCGUGGUCUACAUGUGUGGCGGCUCCAGGUGGAGACGAGACCUCACUGGGCCAACAUCUGAAGGUUACUACAGUGACCCGACUGGCCUGGAAUCCACCGAGAGCCCUCUGGAGACACAGCGACAGAGGCGAGAUAUGACCCAGCUCCUCAGUGCCAUCUGCUGUCAGGUGGGCUGCCGCAAAAGCGACAUCAUCAAGCUAUGCUAACAUACUGCAUAUGGACUAAUACUCAAAAUGGGGAUCUUGCCAGCACAGGCCAGACAUGGAAAGGUGACACAUCUCCUUGGUGCCCAAAGUCACACCCUAC
Molecule: messenger RNA, 1718 nt
Organism: Sardina pilchardus (European sardine)
Lineage: Eukaryota; Metazoa; Chordata; Actinopteri; Clupeiformes; Clupeidae
Gene: insl5b
Product: insulin-like 5b
Exons: 2
Coding region: 1295-1618 (107 amino acids)
Biological process (GO): positive regulation of feeding behavior
Cellular component (GO): extracellular region
Molecular function (GO): G protein-coupled receptor binding; hormone activity
Source: RefSeq, a predicted model, not a curated record